Strongyloides ratti is the source of this 2127-nucleotide messenger RNA. RefSeq names its product Oligosaccharyl transferase, STT3 subunit family-containing protein. The record is from RefSeq and is a predicted model, not a curated record. Gene Ontology annotation, cellular component: membrane. The coding region runs from base 1 to 2127 and encodes 708 amino acids. Gene Ontology annotation, molecular function: dolichyl-diphosphooligosaccharide-protein glycotransferase activity. The transcript has a single exon. NCBI's taxonomy places the organism in Eukaryota, Metazoa, Nematoda, Chromadorea, Rhabditida, Strongyloididae. Gene Ontology annotation, biological process: post-translational protein modification.
AUGCUUUCCAUAUUGGGAAGUAAUGUGAAUUCACACCAGCAAUUAUUUUUACUAAAGUUGGUGAUUCUCACGCUCUCAUGUAUUGUGGCAUUUGCUUCUCGAUUAUUUGCUGUUAUUAGAUUUGAAUCUGUCAUUCAUGAAUAUGAUCCAUAUUUUAAUUAUAGAACAACUCAAUAUUUUGCAGAGCAUGGUUUUUAUAAAUUUCAUAAUUGGUUUGAUGAUCGAGUAUGGUAUCCUCUUGGACGUAAUGUUGGUGGAACAAUAUUUAAUGGAUUAAUGAUUACAUCAACUGUUAUAUAUCGUAUUUUACAUUUUCUUAAUAUUAAUAUACAUAUAAGAGAAGUAUGUGUAUUUCUUGCUCCAUUGUAUUCAAUGUUUACAGUAUUAGCAACAUAUGGACUUACAAAAGAAUGUUUUAAUGAAGGUUCUGGUUUAAUUGCUGCAGCUUUUAUUGGAAUUGCACCAGGAUAUAUUUCACGUUCUGUGGCUGGAUCGUAUGAUAAUGAAGGAAUUGCCAUCUUUUGUAUGAUUUUUACAUAUUACUUAUGGAUCAAAGCAAUAAAAACAGGUUCAAUUGGAUGGGCUGUUUCCGCUUCAUUAGCUUAUUAUUAUAUGGUUUCUUCAUGGGGUGGAUAUGUUUUUCUUAUUAAUCUUAUUCCUCUUCAUGUUCUUUUCCUCAUGAUUACAGGAAGAUUCACUUCAAAGAUAUAUACAGCAUAUUCAGUUUUUUAUAUUCUAGGAAUAUUAAUGUCAAUGCAAAUUCCUUUCGUUGGAUUCCAACCAGUGUCAACCUCUGAACAUCUAGGAGCUUUCGGAGUUUUUGGUUUGUGUCAGCUCCUUGCCUUUGCCAGUUACUUACAAUCAAAACUUUCACCUGAAAAUUUUUUGCUUAUUUGCAAAACAUUGAUUGGUACAAUUGCUUCCGUUUUUUGUCUUUUGGUACUUUUGGCUACAGUUCUUGGAAAAGUUGCACCUUUUGCAGGUCGUUUCUAUUCAUUCUUGGAUCCUUCAUACGCAAAAAAAAAUAUUCCAAUUAUUGCUUCUGUUUCAGAACAUCAACCAACUGCAUGGGCAUCUUAUUAUUUUGAUUUACAGUAUCUUAUGUCUCUUGCACCUGUUGGUAUUUACUUUUGUUUUAAAAAACUUACAAGUGAAAAUAUAUUUUUAAUUUUAUAUGCAACUACUGCUAUUUGGUUUUCUGGUGUCAUGGUUAGAAUGAUGUUAAUUCUUACACCUAUUAUUUGUAUUAUGGCUGGUAUAGGAAUUUCAGGUACACUUAUUCCAUUUUUAAAAAAUGAUGAAGAGGAACAUGUACAGGUUAAAGAGGAAAAGAAAUCUUCAAAGAAAGAAAAAAAAGGAGAGGAUAGUAAUUAUAGAAAAGAAUUCUCUGUCUUUGCUAUUGGUUUUGUGUUCUUCUUCCUUGUAACUUUUGCUUAUCAUUGUACUUGGGUAACGUCUGAAGCUUACUCAUCUCCAUCAAUUGUUCUUGCAGCUCGUGGUCCAUAUGGAACAACAUUAUUUGAUGAUUUCAGAGAGGCAUAUUAUUGGUUACGAAAAAAUACUCCUAGUGAUGCAAAAAUUAUGUCAUGGUGGGAUUAUGGUUAUCAAUUAGCAUCAAUUGCUGAUUCUGUGACAAUUGUUGAUAAUAACACGUGGAAUAAUACUCAUAUUUCUCGAGUUGGGCAAGCACUAGCAUCAAAUGAAUCACAUGCUAUUGAGAUUAUCAGAGAGUUAGAUGUUGAUUAUGUUCUUGUUAUCUUUGGUGGCUAUUCUGGUUAUUCAUCUGAUGAUGGUAAUAAAGCUGUUUGGUUCUUUAGGAUAGGUAGUUCUACACCUUCUGGUGCACAUAUCAAAGAGAAUGACUAUUAUAAUAGUCGUGGUGAAUAUACAAUGGGUCAUGAUGUAUCUGAUACUAUGAAAAAUUCUGUGAUUUACAAACUUUUAUACUAUCGUUUUGGUAGUAUUCCAACUGGUCAUGGUGUAUUUGGUUAUGAUCGCACUAGAAAUGUCGAGAUAGGACAUAAAAAUUUUGAACUUGAACAUUUCGAGGAAGCUUUUACAUCAGAACAUUGGAUUGUUAGAAUUUAUAAAGUAAAACCUAUGAAUAACAGGGGUACUUCAUUUUAG